GAUCUUCUACAUGAAUCUCGUGCUCCUUUUAAUCCUAGCUCGUUCCUCACACCACUUAGUACUCUAGACCCACACAACAGUUUCUUCCCGCCUCCCCAUUUAAGAGAGACCUCUAUCCAACUCACCUUUCAUCCUUCUUCAAUUAACUCCAAGUCUCUCAAACCGGAAACAUCAGCCAAACAUGUACACACCCGCCGAGGCAACCGUCGAGCUCGAUUUCUUGGGAGUCGGGAUGACGGCGGCUAUGGAUCACCACCCCCACAACAACCAGCGAGGCGGCGGUGACAACUUCUCCACGGCCUUGCCCAAAUCUCCCUUCCAGAAGUUCCUCGAACGCGGGAGAAACUUCCGAGGAGUCCAGGCCCGAGAAGUGAAUAUUCCAAAUCUUCUAACCUCUGAGGUUCUGAAAUCCGUGAUUGCAGCCAGGAAAUCCAUGGCUGCGUCUCCGGAGAAUGCCCCUGAAAAACCAAAACCGAAGCCUAUGACGGUUUUCUACGGCGGAAGCGUCGCUGUUUUUGAAGUCACUCCGGAGAAGUUUGAGAGCAUAGUGAAGCUUGCCAUGGAAGAAAAAUUCAAAGCUGCUAGAGCUGCAGAUCGCCCACAGGAGUCAAAACAACAACAGCUGGUGAAUGUUGACGGUCCUCUCAACGAAGAUCUGCCAAUUGCUCGAAGAAAAUCACUUCAGAGGUUCUUGGAGAAACGUAAAGAGAGGUUGAACACUGUGUCCCCCUAUGGUUGUCACACCAACAACUACUAAGAGUUUAGGCCACGCCAAACGCGUUUCGCGACUGACUGAAGUCACGAGACUCUUAGAAAUCUAAAUAGAAAUUAAGAUGGAGACGAAAGUAGUAGUAAUAGCGUUCUAUGUUUUUGCUUGAUAUGUGAAAGCGGGACAAAAGAAAAGGAGUAUUCCCUCCCUUGGCUAUAGUCCUUGGCCUGGUAGGCUUUUGUUUUUGACGUGAAUGCUGUACAAAAGCUUUUUCACGUUUUAGUUUUGGGGGGCUUUGCUUUGCUUUUGACCAUAGUAGCAUUAUUGCCUUAUUGGUAGUAUUCUCCAUGUCGAUCGACUCGUCUCCUUCCUCACAUUUUCCUCAGUGGUCUUUAUGUGACCAUUCUUUUAUUAAUCUCAAAAUGUGUAAG
Molecule: messenger RNA, 1140 nt
Organism: Fragaria vesca subsp. vesca
Lineage: Eukaryota; Viridiplantae; Streptophyta; Magnoliopsida; Rosales; Rosaceae
Product: protein TIFY 9-like
Exons: 4
Coding region: 182-757 (191 amino acids)
Biological process (GO): response to wounding; regulation of jasmonic acid mediated signaling pathway; regulation of defense response
Cellular component (GO): nucleus
Source: RefSeq, a predicted model, not a curated record